Messenger RNA from Chiloscyllium plagiosum (whitespotted bambooshark), 4142 nucleotides. RefSeq lists its product as uncharacterized. Lineage: Eukaryota; Metazoa; Chordata; Chondrichthyes; Orectolobiformes; Hemiscylliidae. Gene Ontology annotation, cellular component: endoplasmic reticulum membrane. The record is from RefSeq and is a predicted model, not a curated record.
GCACAAUAAGCCCUGUUCCACCGUAGACAGGUGAAAACUCUGUUCAAAGGGAGGUUGUGUCUGCUGGACCUCAUACCAUAGCUUCACCCUGAAUGAUUAAUCAACUGGCUGAGAGGAUUGUGAAGGAAGAUGAGCUCUCUGCCAAAGCUGUCACUCACCCUCCAGCGCUCCCUGUCUGCUUCCUCCCUCCUUCCAUUGCCCACCCCUCCUGGCGAUAAUGCCCUAAAUCAGUUGGUGCCGAAGGACAUUCUCCCUUCCUCAGAGGUCACGUUCAAUGAGCAGCAGCCUGGACCGAAGGGAGGUUUCGUUCUGUUGAGUAAGGAAGAACUGAAGCAACAGCAGUCAGAGGUGGAGGGUCUCAUCUCAGCACAGCCUCCACCUUUGGUGCAGGGAUCUGAUAUAACUGCAGAACAUUACAAUGAACAAUAUGAUUCCAGGGAAACUUCAAAAGAACAAAUAGGGUACAGUGAUGAAAGUGGAGAAGACAGCACUCCUGAGGAACCACUGAACAACUCUAUGGAUGAGAUCUCCAUUUUGAAAAGGCUGGGCAUUCAGAGAGAGUUCUACACUGAGAAAGAGGUCGAGUCUGCAUUCGUCCACCUGUCGCUCGCUUUUAAAUCUGACAUGUUCACACUGAAGCAAAGACUUGAAGUGGAGGAACGAGCCCAGGAUGUGGCUGAGGAAAACAUCCAGAAGGAGCUGGAAGGAUGCAGAGUAAUACUGCAGAAACUGAAAGCAGCUUGUUCAGACAGGCAGAGACGGGAGACUCUAAAGCAGCUCGAGUACAACCUUCAGGUUGUGGAAGCUUCCAUCACACGGGUGACCAACAACUCCGAGAUACUGGGUGCCGUACACCAGGAAGCCCGGAUAAGUCGGGGUGUGCAAAUAAUGAUGGAACAUGUGGCCAACCUGAAAAGCCUGCACGCUAAGGAACACGCAGAGCUACAGGAAAUGAAGAAGAUCAUUCAGCAGAGCUCCAGGAACCGACAGUUUGGAGACAUGAGAGAUGAUGCCGACUUUCAGACUAAGCAUCAAAUGAUGAGAGCUAUGCAUCAGAGUACAGCUCGCAGGAGGGUAAGCAUUGCUGUCAUUCCAAAACAGCUCAUGAUUUUCCAUAAUACAGACUCCAACGUAGUUGACAGUGAAGAGUGCAAGAUGGAUUAUAGCUCUACAAAGAUCUCCAGGCACAAUGUGCCACCACAAAACAGCAGGCGACAACUGCCUUAUGAGAACUCAUUUGGGAACCAUGGACAGCGCCUAGUCUCUGAGUCAGCUCCAAGUAUGCUGCCUGGUCAACGCUGUGAGAUUGAAUCCGCGGACAGCAUGAUUCAUGGAUCACAAUGCAAGCAGAACUUGAAAGAGAAAGCAAACCGGAAAUUCUCAAGAUCAGGAGAGGCACCAACUUCCGUCUCCAAUACAUCGCAAUGCCCCUGCCUGAGGCAAAACCAGGAACAAAAAGUGUGCGGUCCGACACAGAAUGAAACGGUGAACGGAGAGCCAGAGACCGAGAGUGAGAGUGAAGAUGAAUAUACUUCAGAUACAACAAGCGACACCUCGUUGAUGUUUGAGCAGCAAUCACGAUCAUCUUGGAUGUUCUGUUUCCUCGAUAGCUACCAGAAGAUACUUACCUCUGUUGUGUUGACCCUCAUUGUCGCAUUUCUACUGCAGCCAACAUCCUUCUGGUUCUGGCCGUGAGACAUUGUCUGAAUGGAACCUCACAGUGAAGCUGUCAACAAGCCCAGCCCCAUCCAAUCAUUUUGAGAAGUCGCCGGGAAGGUUCCACCUAAAAGAAACGACAAAAACGUUUGAUUUGCAGAUUCAGAAAUUCACAGCAUCUAAAGAAUUCCUUGGUCCAUCAGAGUCAGGCAUGCAUUAAAAUUCAAAAUGAAACCAGGUUUUGUUUGCCUUUGGGCGAGGGAAAAGUUUGAGAUCUGAAAGUAGAGGUAUGGUACUGCUAGAAUUACGGAACACUUUCCAACUGAGGGCAUUUAAUAUUAGCAUUGAACACAAUCACAUCUAAUAUGUCAGGGUUAGAGCUUUCUCUACACUGACUCAACAAUGUGCUUCCUCCCAAUAUCUCAAGGAGAACACCUCUAUUGUACUUGUUGUUACAGACUUCCAAAUCAGGCAAACAGUGGGCUUUCUUAAUUACACUGCCAGUUCAGUUUUUUUUAUUUGCUCAUGGGAUAUGGAUUUUGCUAUCCCUUGUUUCCUCUUGAGAAGGUGUUAGUGAGUUGCGUUCUUGAACUGCUGCAGACCAUGUGAUGUAGGUUGACCCACAAUGCCCUAAGGGAGAGAAUUCCAGGAUUUGGACCCAGCAAUACCGAAGGAGUGGCGAUAUAUUUCCAAGUCAGGAUGAUGAGUGGCUUGGAGGGGAACUUGCAGGGGGUGGUGUCCCCAUGUAUCUGUAUGUCCAAGCUCACUGAAAUUAGAAUUGUAACUCUCCAAAUUCAUAGAACCUAUCAACACAGAAGAAGGCUGUUCAGCCCAUCAAUCCUAUGAAAGCCCCUUUGAAAAACAACUUCCACAAUUUCUGUUUCUUUUUCCAUUAUUCUGUAAAUGUUGCACCAUCGCAUUUCUGUUCAAAUUCCUGAGAACAAGGAUGGGGAAUUUUAAAUCAAGACUUUGCUUGUACGUAAGGGCAUAAGCAACAGAGGUUAAAUGGUUUUGGGUUUAUAGACGUUAGAAUGGGGAGACUAGCUAGAGGUCUGUUGGAAUAAUUGAGCCUCGAGUGACAAAGUCCCAAAUGAGGACUACAGCAGAUGAUGAGGCAUAGAAGUAUGGUGAUGUUACAGAAUUGGAAGUAGACAGCUUUAGUGAUGGUUCAAAUGUGAGUUUCUUUUUUUGAGGAGAACAUUUCAGAUUCUGACAAUUGUCUGAAUGAAAACAAUUUGCCUCGUCUCUCCUCUUAAACUUUAGUCAAUCAUUUUGGAUCCACGAUAUUUAGUUUUUGACCCACGUGCUAAGAGAAAACAUAUUUCUUCUGUGUCUGUUUUAUCAAAACCUCGUUUAUCUUGAGAACCUGUAGUGGGUAACCUCUUAACCUUCUCUAUUAUAACGAGAACAGUCCUAACUUUUCAUAACUGAAGGCCUUCAUCCCAGGUGACACCCUGAUACAUCUCACUCGCACCCAUUGUACGGCCUAAAUUAACAUAUCACCUUACAAAAGGAUAGAUCAUUGGGAUCAUAUCUUGCACAUAUUGAGACUAAUAAAGCCCUCCAAAAAUAUCCAUGAUGAACAGUUUCACACAAUGGCAUGUAACUCGCAAAUUUAAUUACAAUACAGAAAAUUAUGAGGAAUUGUAGUUUGAGGAGAAAGUGAGGACUGCAGAUGCUGGAGAUCAGAGCUGAAAAUGUGUUGCUGGAAAAGCGUAGCAGGUCAGGCAGCAUCCAGGGAGCAGGAGAAUCGACGUUUCGGGUAUGAGCCCUUCUUCAGGAAUUGUAGUUUGCCAGGAAACGUAAAGAGGCUACAUUCAUCUUAAAAAGGAGAAGUAGGAAGAAAAUAAAGGAGAAUAGGAAUCUGGAUUACUCAUUCACAAAUUACUAAAAGUGAUGACACAGGUUAAUAAGAGCUUUUAAAAGGAACAUAUUAAAAACAUAGAAUUGUAAAAUAAGGCAAUUAUGUUCACCUUAUAUUAAAUUUUGAUUAAAUCACACUUGGAAUACUGUGAAUAAUUUUGGACUCCAUUUUAUUUAAAUUAGCCAAGGAGAGGGACAAGGAGAUAUUUGGAAUAUAAUACUAAAUCUAAAUUCAGGAGGGUGUGUUGUAAGGAGGGAUCUGACCUUGAUCAGUUGGAGUCAAAGGUCAGCAGGCAAAAACAACAUGAAGUCAUGGUUACCCUUUAAAGACGGUGGCGUCUAAGUGGAGAUAACGAAAUCCGGCUCUCCCUGGAUGGUUUGCAAAGGAAUUAAGAAGUGGAAUGAGGCAGAAGUGGGCAAAUGUCAUCUUUGUAAAGGGACAUUGUGGCUGAGUGGUUAGCACUGUUACCUCACAGCACCAGAGUCCAAAUCCAAUUCCACCCUUGCGUGACUGUCUGUGUGGAGUCCACCACUGUCUGCAUGGACUUCUAACUGUUCUAUUUACUCCCAUAGUCCAAAGAAAUAUAAAUUAGGUAGACUGGCCAUGCCAAAUUGCCCAUUGU